UGAGCUGAGCUGACCUGCGGCGGGUGAUGCAUGUUUACGGUUCUGACCGCCACUGGAGAACUCGCAGGAGCGAACCUUUAUAUCGACGCCAUUCUGCACAAUGUCACCAGCGUGCUGAAAAACGAUGGAGAGGAGUUCCUCUCAAUUCCCGACCACUCGAUUGGAAGCGUACAUCUGCACCAGGGCCAGAUCUCGGGGCUCGACACCUUGCGGCGAAAAGGUCAAGCUCGAAUGCAUAGCGACAGUGAUGGCGCCACCAUAGAGGCCAAGCUUGCGCUGGAGCAAGUCCGCCUCUGCUACGACUAUUCCGCUAAGAUGCUGUUCACCAGAAACAGGGGAGACGUCAGCGUGUGUAUCGGUGAGAUCGAGACCUUCAUCCGUGUUCACCAGAGCGCCGACCUCACCAAGUCGCCCGUCUUACAGGACUUCGUCAUCCACCAGUUACGGGGCCUGCGAGCCAACCUGACCGGCCUGGGUCCGCUCAGCUGGGUCAUCAACCGGCUCCAGAGGACACUCCUGCACACCUUCCGUAUGCACGUGCAGGACUUCCUGCAGGAGAAGGUGCACUCCCUGAUCCAGGAGGAGCUCAACAAGUUCAGCCUCGGUGACAUCACUAUGCUGGACAUCCUGGCAUGACGGCAGCCUCCGGGGGUCGCCUCGCAGGCAGCCGCGUCGCACGCCUGAAGAGGUCACCGCCGGAGGGCACCACUUUCCCGGGGAGAGCAGAACGGACCAAUGGGAGACGACGCUGUGCGCUCGGACACAAGCUCCCUAACAGAACUCGAAAGCGACGCAGUUGUGACGUGACCAACGCGAAAAGACAGAGCGGGCGAACCCAUUGUAAACCGCCGCGGAAUAUCGUCCGCCAAUCGGAGGACUGGGUUCACGUGACGUCACAUUGGCGCAUUGGUGGCAGACCCAGACUUUGCUACCCUCUCGAACAUGACCCGUGUUGAGGUGGCGCAAGAGGCGUGCGACGGUCGAGGGGGACCGGACCUUCGAGCUCGACGCGACCAUGUGACGCACCGUGACGAGGCACGUGACCUGUGAAGCGUGCAGGCGGUCUGGAGUGCCGAUUGAGGCUUCGCCAUAUCAUGCAGCGAUACGAUGACGACCGGAUGAGCGGGGGAGUUAUGCACUUCUGACAGCAUGUUAUGCUCAGUACUGCAAGCACCUCUAAUCGUGUUGCGAUUUCUGGAAACAAGCGGAAGAACAACGCCUUAGUACCUGCGGCUGCGUCGCUUUCUCACUACAAGUUAAUUCGCUGGGACUGUACGUUUGUUUCCAAAGCUGGAUAUCGUGUUCAGUGUAUAGGUGCAGGUCACGUUAUUUCACACAGCAUUCGUAUACAUAGAUGCUUCUUU
Molecule: messenger RNA, 1364 nt
Organism: Pollicipes pollicipes
Lineage: Eukaryota; Metazoa; Arthropoda; Thecostraca; Pollicipedomorpha; Pollicipedidae
Exons: 5
Coding region: 31-636 (201 amino acids)
Source: RefSeq, a predicted model, not a curated record